AAGUUAGUCCUCGUCGCUGGAAUACACCGUAGGAAGCCAUGUUAGCGAUUAGUUGUGCUUGUAAAAAUAGCAAUUGGACAUGUAGCUUUUGCGGCUAGGUGGAGAAACAAAUAUCGUAGGCAGCUGUGUCAGUAAUAUUAUCAAACAUGGCUACGUGAUUGUCGUUUGUCGGGACACAUUCUGGAUGCGGCGUAGCGCUGGUGGCAGCUAUACCGUGGUCGGUCUGGAGGAGAAGGGCUCCAGCCUCUGUGAUGGACACCUGGACGCCGAAUCCUCGAGCCAAGCCUUUCAUACCCCGGCAACAGAGAAGCCUCUACCUCACCUGGAAGUACAAACUCACCAACAAGCGAGCGAUCCGUAGGUUGUGUCAGGCUGGAGCAGUGCUGUUCUUGCUGGUGACGGUGAUCGUUAAUAUCAAACUCAUAUUGGAUACGAGAAGAGUUGCCAAUGAGGAAGAGGCUGCACAAGAUUAUGAUGAAGCCCUGCCCAACAUGGAGACCCCCCGCAGACCGCAGAGUGGCAGGAAAGUUCUGGACAUUGAGGUGUACUCCAGCCGCUCCAAGGUCUAUGUGGCAGUUGAUGGGACCACUGUGCUGGAAGAUGAGAUGCGAGAGCAGGGAAGAGGAAUUCACGUAAUAGUUCUCAAUCAGGCAACUGGCCAUGUAAUGGCUAAGCGAGUGUUUGACACCUACUCCCCCCAUGAAGAUGAAGCCAUGAUCCUCUUCCUCAACAUGGUGACCCGUGGCAGAGUGCUCAUCUUCACCAUAAAGGAUGAAGGCACCUUCCACCUGAAAGAUGCUGCAAAGAACCUGCUGAAGGGCUUGGGGAGCCAGGUGUCUUUGUCGCUGAGCUGGAGAGACACAUGGGCCCUGGUGGUGAAGAAAGGAGGCCAAGUGUAUGGAGAAAAGCACUCAAAAUCUCCCGCUCUUUCCACGUGGGGUGACCCUGUGCUGCUGAAGACUGAGGUGCAGCUGACAGCGUCUGAAGAGGCAGAGUGCCAUUGGGCCGACACAGAACUGAACCGGAGGCGGAAGCUGUUCUGCAGUAAAGUCGAGGGCUAUGGCAGCAUUUGCAGCUGCAAGGACCCUGCCCCUAUUGAGUUCAACCCUGAUCCUUUGAAGGACAAUAAUGUCUACAAUGUUCCUGUGGCUGUAAUAGCAGGAAACAGACCUAAUUACCUUUACAGGAUGUUGCGCUCUCUGCUCUCCGCACACGGGGUCAAUCCGCAGAUGAUCACAGUCUUCAUCGACGGAUAUUAUGAGGAGCCGAUGGAUGUGGUGGAGCUUUUUGGGCUGAAGGGGGUCCAGCACACUCCCAUCAGCAUUAAGAACGCCAGAGUGUCCCAGCACUACAAAGCCAGUCUGACUGCAACCUUCAAUCUGCAUCCAGAUGCCAACUUCGCCAUUGUCUUAGAAGAGGACCUGGAUAUCUCAAUUGAUUUCUUCAGCUUUCUGAGUCAGACCAUCCAUCUGCUGAAUGAAGAUGACAGCCUGUACUGCAUCUCUGCCUGGAACGAUCAGGGAUAUGAGCACACGGCAGAGGACCCCUCUCUGCUGUACCGAGUGGAGAGCAUGCCAGGCCUGGGCUGGGUGCUGAAGAAGAGCCUCUACAAGGACGAGCUGGAGCCCAAGUGGCCCACGCCAGAGAAGCUCUGGGACUGGGACAUGUGGAUGCGGAUGCCGGAGCAGAGGAAAGGCAGAGAGUGCAUCAUUCCUGACGUCUCUCGCUCCUACCACUUCGGCAUUAUUGGGCUUAACAUGAAUGGCUACUUCCAUGAAGUCUAUUUCAAGAAGCAUAAGUUCAAUACCGUUCCAAAUGUUCAGCUGAAGAAUGUGGACAGUUUGAAGAAGGAUGCUUAUGAGGUGGAGAUCCAGAACCUGCUGAAGGAGGCAGAGCUGCUGGACCACACUAAAAACCCCUGUGAGGACUCUUUUAUCUCGGACUCAGAAGGCAAGAUCUACGUCAUGUACAUAAAGAUGGAGCAGGAGACAGACACUGCCACCUGGACUGAGCUUGCCAAGUGCCUGCAUGUGUGGGACUUGGAUGUACGUGGGAACCACAAGGGGCUGUGGCGUCUCUUCAGGAAGAGAAACCAAGUGCUGGUGGUUGCAGUCCCGGUUUCUCCAUACUCUGUGAAGAAGCCUGCGUUCGUGACUCCCAUCCAUUUGGAGCCUCCUCCCAAGGAGGAAGGAGCGCCCGUGGAGCAGACGUAGCGCUGGCCCGCCCGGCGGCGCCCGUGACCAGAACCGCUCGCAGCCUUCGUUGGAGCGCUAACCCCGGCCGCUGGGAGCCACAAAGAGAGCUUUAAAUGGGACUUUCAGGAGGGGAGGAUGGGCGAGGACGACCGCGGGGAAGGAUAAACCGAAAACAAUUCUCCAUACCCUCCACUUUUCAUUGAAUCCUGAAGCAGCCCCGUCACACUAAUGAACAGAGCAGCUAGCUAGCCUCCCGACUCGGCUCAUACCAGCCCUUCUUACUCUAAAUGAAUCUCUCAGGCUUAGACGUUCCACGUGUGCUCGCUCACUGUUGUCCGUGUGGAUGCUGUUUGAAGGGAUUGGUUAAAAUGUACUGAAUUCGAAACGUAGCCAUGACAACGCACCAUAGUAACUGGGGCAUCUUCGGAUGAGUGAUUUACUUUUAAGCAGAAAGACUGAAUUGGAGGGUAGAGUUGGGGUUUAUUCCAAAGGGAAACACUUGAAACCUUUGUUCCACGCUUGGUUGUGGGUACGUGUGAGGUGUGGCUAUUCAGAAAACUCACACAGUCAGAGCAUAUACAUUUCAAACUACUGAGUACUUUAUCUUGUACAUACAUUUUAACUUAUGCCUAUUUAUUUAACAUUCGGUAUAUCAGCAAAUAAGUGUUUCUAUUUAAUCAGCCUAUUCAAAAACACAUUACAAAUGCCCCAUUUUUUGGCAUUAUUUACGUUUAGCAUCACUUGGUAGAAUUGUGGUUUUCUAUUUUCAUAUGUAAGGUACAGGUGAGACAAGGACAAAUAUGUAAGACUAAUACUUGAAAACACUACAUAAUCUGACUGCUCAUAUCAAUCACUACACUGACCUGUGUGACAUAUGAAUUUUAUUAUUUUGACUGAAUAAAAGGUACUCUAUAAAGCAUAUUUCAAAGGGCCUUUAUACUGUGUUGUUUUCCUGGAUGUGUGAUCAAAUAGAUUUUAAGCUACUGUUGUUGAAAGCUGUGGAAUAUUAGGAGAAACAUGUUAAUUGCAUUUGUGUAAAAUCAUUUUAAGUUUAAUUUCAAAUGUGUAUCUAAAAGGAGGUUAAAAUGCAGUUUUGUAUACAGUAAUUCAGUCUCCUGUGGAUGCUAAGGAAAAAAACACUAUCGGGCCUGUUAACCUUUGACAGUAUUACCACUAGUUUAUUUCAUAUUAUUUUGCAUUAUCAAAUGAAGCACAGUGACAUGAGUGCAAUGCACAGCAACCAGCUCCACGCAUUAUCAAUGGCAGAUCAUUUCUCUCCAGUACAAAACUGAAAGUGUGGCUAUUUUUGUGUGGGAACUGUACUGUAAAGGACAUUAUGACUUCAUGGCAUUAUCAUUGGUUUGAUAACUGUCCCUUUGUCCAUUUAUUCAGGUUCCCAUAAGUUUGACAAUUUCAGUGUGGUUAUAACCUUUUUUUUUUGCUUUGACUUCACUGAAUAAAAACCUUUUUUUUUUUUAA
This is a messenger RNA of Conger conger (European conger), 3674 nucleotides long. It is a transcript of the gene pomgnt1, whose product is annotated as protein O-linked mannose N-acetylglucosaminyltransferase 1 (beta 1,2-). Gene Ontology annotation, biological process: protein O-linked glycosylation via N-acetylgalactosamine. Lineage: Eukaryota; Metazoa; Chordata; Actinopteri; Anguilliformes; Congridae. The transcript is spliced from 22 exons. The coding region runs from base 252 to 2213 and encodes 653 amino acids. The record is from RefSeq and is a predicted model, not a curated record. Gene Ontology annotation, molecular function: beta-1,3-galactosyl-O-glycosyl-glycoprotein beta-1,3-N-acetylglucosaminyltransferase activity. Gene Ontology annotation, cellular component: Golgi membrane.